Molecule: messenger RNA, 468 nt
Organism: Myiozetetes cayanensis
Lineage: Eukaryota; Metazoa; Chordata; Aves; Passeriformes; Tyrannidae
Gene: ALG5
Product: ALG5 dolichyl-phosphate beta-glucosyltransferase
Exons: 5
Coding region: 1-468 (155 amino acids)
Cellular component (GO): endoplasmic reticulum membrane
Source: RefSeq, a predicted model, not a curated record
AUGACUUUGGAGGCAUCUAUGUGCUUUGCAGUCAAAAAUAGCAACAAGCCAAUGAUGCUGACAGUGAUUUGUGCAAUUGCUCAUGUAACUGUGAAAAAUAUGCCAACCCUUUACCAGCACAAAGAAGAGAAAUUCUUCCUAAACGAUGAAGGCAGAAAAGAACCUGUACCAAGUAUACAUGAUCCCCCUAUUGUUGUUGUGCCUUCAUACAAUGAGGAAGACUGGUUACCUCUUAUGAUGGAUGAAGGUUUGGAUUAUCUAGAAAAAAAGAAGAAACAAGAUCCUUCAUUCACUGAUGAAGUGAUAGUGCUUAAUGAUGGUAGUAAAGAUCAAACUAGAAAGGUUGCAAUGGAGUACUGCAAGAAAUAUGGAAGCGACAAAGUGCAACUGUUUUCUAUGGUAAAAAGUCGAGGGAGAGGAGGAGCAGUCAGGAUGGUAAUUGAUACUUUCAUUUCCUUCUGUGUUUGA